AACAACUUUGGCCAUGAAGGUCUUGGACUCUUACUGGAUGUGCUGGAAAAGCUUCUGGACAAGAAACAGCAAGAAAAUAUUGACAAGAAGAAUCAGCAUAAACUUAUUCAGUGCCUCAAAGCAUUUAUGAAUAAUAAGUUUGGAUUGCAAAGGAUUCUAGGAGAUGAAAGAAGUCUUUUACUAUUGGCAAGAGCUAUUGACCCCAAACAACCCAACAUGAUGACUGAAAUAGUAAAAAUACUUUCUGCUAUUUGCAUUGUCGGAGAAGAUAACAUUCUAGAGAAACUUUUAGGGGCUAUAACUACAGCAGCAGAAAGAUAUAACAGAGAACGAUUUUCACCAAUUGUGGAAGGGUUAGAAAAUCAUGAAGCUUUGCAAUUACAGGUGGCUUGCAUGCAGUUUAUAAAUGCCCUUGUCACUUUUCCUUAUGAGCUUGAUUUUCGAAUACAUUUAAGGAAUGAGUUCCUCCGUUCUGGACUAAAGACAAUAUUACCAGAUCUGAAAGAAAAAGAGAAUGAUGAGCUUGAUAUUCAGUUGAGAGUAUUCGAUGAAAACAAAGAGGACGACCUAACUGAGUUAUCACAUCGUCUCAACGACAUUCGAGCAGAAAUGGAUGAUAUGAAUGAAGUAUACCAUCUUCUGUAUAAUUUGUUGAAGGACACAGCUGCUGAGAAUUACUUAUUAUCCAUUCUACAACAUUUUUUGCUUAUCAGAAAUGAUUAUUAUAUCAGGCCACAGUAUUACAAAAUAAUUGAGGAGUGUGUUUCACAGAUAGUGCUGCACUGCAGUGGUAUGGACCCAGAUUUCAAGUAUAGACAAAGAUUAGACAUUGACUUAACUCAUCUGAUAGAUUCUUGUGUGAACAAGGCAAAAGUUGAAGAAAGUGAACAAAAAGCUGCGGAAUUUUCAAAGAAGUUUGAUGAAGAAUUCACAGCUCGGCAGGAAGCACAAGCUGAGCUUCAGAAAAGAGAAGAAAAAAUCAAGGAGCUUGAAACAGAAAUCCAGCAACUUCGAACCCAGGGACAUGGAGUCUCAGGUGCAUCAGGAAUUCCAGGCCCUCCUCCACCACCUCCACUGCCAGGCGGUGGGCCUCCCCCCCCUCCACCUCCACCUCUACCCGUUGGAGUCCCCCCUCCUCCUCCUCCUUUGCCAGGAGGUAUACCACCACCACCACCACCACCUUUGUUUGGGGGACCUCCUCCACCACCUCCCCUUGGAGGAAUUCCUCCUCCCCCAGGAGCACCAAUUGAUCUGCCUUAUGGAAUGAAGCAGAAAAAAAUAUAUAAACCAGAGGUGUCCAUGAAGAGAAUCAAUUGGUCAAAGAUUGAACCCAAAGAAUUAUCUGAGAACUGUUUCUGGUUAAAGGUUAAGGAGGACAAGUUUGAAAAUCCAGAUCUCUUUGCAAAAUUGGCACUGAAUUUUGCUACCCAGAUGAAAGUUCAAAAGAAUGCAGAAGCUUUGGAGGAGAAGCCCCAACCUACCAAGAAGAGGGUGAAAGAGCUGAGAGUUUUGGAUCCCAAAACGGCCCAGAAUCUGUCUAUCUUCCUUGGAUCAUAUCGUAUGCCAUACGAAGAUAUAAAAAACAUUAUUUUGGAGGUCAAUGAAGACUUGUUGACUGAAGCCUUAAUUCAGAACCUUGUUAAAUAUCUUCCAGAGCAGAAGGUUCUCAAUGAAUUAGCGCAGCUGAAGAAUGAGUAUGAUGACCUUUGUGAGCCUGAACAAUUUGGAGCUGUGAUUAGCUCAGUGAAAAUGUUGCGGCCUCGUCUCAAUAGCAUUCUUUUCAAGCUCACUUUUGAAGAACAUGUAAACAACAUCAAACCAAGCAUCAUAGCAGUAACUCUUGCUUGUGAAGAACUGAAGAAAAGUGAAAGCUUUAACAGACUUUUAGAGUUAGUUCUUUUGGUUGGAAACUACAUGAACUCAGGCUCAAGAAAUGCCCAGUCCUUGGGUUUUAAGAUCAACUUCCUUUGUAAGAUAAGAGAUACUAAAUCAUCAGAUCAAAAAACAACCCUCUUGCAUUUUAUUGCUGAAAUUUGUGAAGAAAAAUACCGGGAUAUCCUGAAAUUUCCUGAAGAACUGGAACAUAUAGAAAGUGCAAGCAAAGUUUCAGCUCAAAUUCUCAAGAGCAACCUUGCAGCAAUGGAACAACAGAUUGUUAAUCUGGAACGUGACAUCAAGAAAUUCCCCCAAACAGAAGAUCAACAUGAUAAAUUCGUGGAAAAGAUGACUAGCUUUACAAAGAUCGCCAGAGAGCAGUAUGACAAACUGUCCACCAUGCACAGCAACAUGGUCAAGCUCUAUGAGAAUCUUGGAGACUACUUUAUUUUUGACUCUAAGACAGUGAGCAUAGAAGAGUUUUUUGGUGAUCUCAACAACUUCCGAACUUUGUUUCUGGAAGCAGUAAAAGAAAAUAACAAGAGAAAAGAAAUGGAAGAGAAGACUAGGAGGGCAAAGCUUGCAAAAGAGAAAGCCGAACAAGAAAAGCUGGAACGCCAGAAGAAAAAGAAACAGCUCAUUGAUAUAAACAAAGAGGGUGAUGAGACUGGUGUGAUGGAUAAUCUUCUAGAAGCCCUACAAUCAGGUGCAGCAUUCCGAGACCGCAGGAAGCGGAUUCCCAGGAAUCCAGGUAAGACCCCUUCAAGCUCACUGGGAUUGUCAAAUAUAAAUGUUCAGAGCCAAGGACGCUCCCCCCACAAAAAAAAAUAACAACAACAAACAACAAACAGAAAAACUUGGCCCCAGAAGAUGAUUUUUAACACUUGAUCUCAGUUCUUCAAGUGUGAAGUCUCAGCAGGUUUCUCCAUCUCCAUGAUUGCAAGUUUCAACCUGGUAAAAGUAUCUUCAAAUAACUGUAGACUUUGCAAAAAAACAUUCUGAAACAAGA
Messenger RNA from Myotis brandtii (Brandt's bat), 2884 nucleotides. RefSeq names its product diaphanous-related formin 2 (gene DIAPH2). The record is from RefSeq and is a predicted model, not a curated record. Bases 127 to 2706 code for a protein of 859 amino acids. Gene Ontology annotation, molecular function: actin binding; microtubule binding; small GTPase binding. Gene Ontology annotation, biological process: actin cytoskeleton organization; actin filament polymerization. Lineage: Eukaryota; Metazoa; Chordata; Mammalia; Chiroptera; Vespertilionidae. The transcript has 21 exons. Gene Ontology annotation, cellular component: cytoplasm; actin filament.